AGAAUAUGGCGAUGCUUUCAAAAUAAGCAUUCUUGGUGCAGAAAUUGUUGUACUGAGUGAUUAUGAUAGUAUUUAUGAGGCAUUGGUGGUAAGAUCGAAUGAUUUCGCUGGAAGAGCCUUCGAAAAAUCAUAUGUAGUUCACAAAUGGUUUUCUCAUAAUGUAUCCGCUCAAGAUUUUAUACCAAGGUUUCAAACGUACAAGAAACUAGGAUUACGUGGACUCAAACAGCACGGGGAUGGAAUCGGUAGAAUUGUGAACCUCUCAAAUGAAAACAUAAGCCAGACAGUAAAGGAGUUCAAAGAAGAAAAUGGACAACCUUUCCAACCUCACGACAAACUUCAAAAUCUCCUUUGUCGGAUCAUUAUAUGUAUGCUGCUUGGUGAAAAUACGCAGUAUAAAGAAAAUGAUGCAGAGUUCGCAAGAAGAUGGUUAAAUGACAUGGAGGCAAUGUUAACUGGGCCGUUUUUCUAUCUGUUAGAGAUGUUCCCAUGGACACGCUACUUUGGCAACCCUAUUUAUCUACAAAUGACUGAACUGAUGGAAUGCCGUGAUAAGCACUUCAAAGAAUGGAUCGAAAGAUUCAAAUCUUAUAAACAGGAAAGUGGUGAGAGGACCCUAUUUGAUGAGUUACUGGCUGCUAAAGAAGAGGGCACAAUUACAGAGGAUGGUAUUUAUGGAAUCGUGAUGGAUACAUUCAGUGCAGGGAUUUUCACAACAUUUACAACUACAUCUGGAUUCCUACUUGCAAUGAUGACCUAUCCCGACAUCCAAAAUAACCUUCACAAGGAAAUUGAUCAUGUGAUUGGUAAAGAACAGUUUCCAGAGCUAUCAGAUCGCGAGAAGAUGCCAUAUAUGGAAGCAACGAUUCUUGAAACACUGCGUUACAUGUCAAUGGUCCCAACAAACGUGCCGCAUAAAACAACAUGUGAUACAAAUAUAGCUGGAUGUGACCUCCCAAAGGGAACACAGGUUUGGAUGAACUUAU
Molecule: messenger RNA, 986 nt
Organism: Owenia fusiformis
Lineage: Eukaryota; Metazoa; Annelida; Polychaeta; Sabellida; Oweniidae
Source: the annotation of a GenBank genome assembly